AUGGAGAUCUCAGAUAGCGCGGGCUCCCCCUCUGGGCUGCUGCGGUAUUACACGGAGAUCUCAGAUAGCGCGGGCUCCCCCUCUGGGCUGCUGCGGUAUUACACGGAGAUCUCAGAUAGCGCGGGCUCCCCCUCUGGGCUGCUGCGGUAUUACACGGAGAUCUCAGAUAGCGCGGGCUCCCCCUCUGGGCUGCUGCCGUAUUACAUGGAGAUCUGA
Messenger RNA from Pelobates cultripes (western spadefoot toad), 216 nucleotides. Lineage: Eukaryota; Metazoa; Chordata; Amphibia; Anura; Pelobatidae. The record is from the annotation of a GenBank genome assembly.